Messenger RNA from Oryza sativa Japonica Group (Japanese rice), 2228 nucleotides. RefSeq names its product C-terminal binding protein AN. The record is from RefSeq and is a predicted model, not a curated record. Lineage: Eukaryota; Viridiplantae; Streptophyta; Magnoliopsida; Poales; Poaceae. Gene Ontology annotation, molecular function: NAD binding. Gene Ontology annotation, biological process: microtubule cytoskeleton organization.
ACGGGACAAAAAGCCCCCCUCGGCCCGGAGACGGGAGGCCCGCACCAAAACCCGCGCCACGCGACGCUCCCGAUCCGAGCGCCGAGAGGGAGGCGCAGGGAUGGCCCGCUCGGCGGCCUCCGGCGGCGGCGGCGGGGGCCAGCCGCUGGUGGUGUCACUGAACUGCCUCGACGACCCGUCGCUGGAGCAGGAGGGGCUGGCCGGCGUGGCGGGGGUGGAGCACGUCCCCCUCUCCGCCGUCGCCUCCGGGCGCGUGGAGGCGGCCGCGGCCGUGCUCCUGCCCUCGCUCGCCUUCCUCCCGCGGGCCGCGCAGCGGCGCCUCCGCCCGUGGCAGCUCCUGCUCUGCCUCGGGUCGCCCGACCGCGCCGCGGACGCCGCCCUCGCCGCGGAGCUGGGCCUCCGCCUGGUCCACGUCGACGCCAACCGAGCCGAGGAGGUGGCCGACACCGUCAUGGCGCUCUUCCUCGGGCUGCUCCGCCGGACCCACCUGCUCUCGCGCCACGCCUCGUCGGCCCCGGCCGCUGUCGCCGCUGGGUGGCUAGGCUCCGUCCAGCCGAUGUGUCGCGGCAUGAGGCGCUGCCGCGGCCUCGUGCUCGGCAUCAUUGGUCGAUCCGCCGCCGCCCGCUGCCUCGCCACUCGCAGCCUCGCCUUCCGGAUGGACGUCCUCUACUUCGAUCCGCGCCAUUCGGCUAAUGGAAAAGCAAAGCGGCCUUCCAUUGUAUUUCCUUCUGCCGCCAGGAGAAUGGAUACUCUCAAUGAUUUGUUGGCAGCAAGUGACCUUGUUUCACUGCACUGCACAUUAACAAAUGACACGAUGCAUAUACUUAAUGCUGACUGUCUGCAGCAUGUAAAACCUGGAGCAUUCAUAGUAAAUACUGGAAGUUGCCAACUUAUAGAUGAUUGUGCACUCAAACAGCUAUUGAUUGAUGGUACAAUAGCUGGUUGUGCAUUGGAUGGUGCUGAAGGUCCACAAUGGAUGGAAGCGUGGGUAAGGGAGAUGCCAAAUGUUUUAAUUCUUCCUCGAAGUGCAGACUACAGUGAAGAAGUGUGGAUGGAAAUAAGAGAGAAAGCAAUCACGAUAUUGCAGUCCUUUUUCUUUGAUGGUGCUGUUCCAAGUAGUGCAAUAUCUGAUGAAGAUGAGGAAAUUAGCGAAGCUGGAAAUGAAGAUGAUCAGCUAGAAGAAAAGGUUAGCAGUUCACAAGUUUUUUAUUCUGAGCAGCAGACAGAUGAAAGUCAGUUAAAAAUGGAGUACGAAAAGAGGAGAGCCAUAUCCCAGCAUAAAGAGCCUCAAGCAUCUGCUAGAUCUCAACAUAUUGUCCCCCGAUCAGAAGGAAGGCGCAGCCGUUCUGGAAAGAAAGGGAAAAAGAGACCUGCUCGCCGCAGAUCUCAACAGAAAACAGAUGAAUUAUCUGCUGUAGAGAGUGGCAGUAAUUAUUCCUCACGCAGAGAUGAUGAUACUGCAAUGAGUGGAAGGGACCAGGUAUUGAGUUCCAGUUCACGAUUUGCGUCUCCUGAGGACUCAAAAUACAAGCAGAAAUCUCCUGCUGAAUCCCCAAUGGAAAUAACUUCUGAGACGAAGUUGCCUACAGUUCUCAGAAGGAAAUAUCCUGAUACACUCAAAGAUGGUUUUGUUGUAGCCUUGAGAACAAAAGAUAAUUCAGGGUUCCAUGUUGCAAGACAGAGACUUGCUGGUGGUGGUGGUUGGAUCCUUGAUAUCGUGUCAAAUGCUACAAACAGGGACCCUGCUGCUCAGUUCCUAGUCACUUUCAAAAACAAGGAUACCAUGGGAUUACGUUCCUUCGUCGCUGGUGGUAAACUAUUGCAGAUUAAUAGGAGGAUGGAGUUUGUGUUUGCAAGUCAUACAUUUGAUGUUUGGGAGAGCUGGAUGCUGGAGGGGUCCUUGUUGGAGGGUUGCAAACUUAUCAAUUGCAGAAAUUCAUCGGCUGUAUUGGACGUCUGUAUCGAGAUCCUUGCAGCUGCGAGUGAAGAAGAUGGAGUUACUCGGUGGCUAGAUUAGGCCGCUGGGGACAGAAAAAUGGACUGACUCGUUCUUGUUGCUUGGUUUGGUUUGUUGCCAACUCUCUUUUUCUGCCUAAAGUAUUCAAUUUUCGCUUUUGUAGUACAGGAACCUUGUGGGCACAGAGUGUAUGAUUGUACGUGUUGUCUUGCUAAACCUGACCUUCAACACUGUAGUAAGUUUUGAUUUUUAUCCUUGCACGUUUGAUGCU